AUGCUCCUCCGCCGCUCGGUGUACAGAAACCUAGCUUCCCUCUCCCAGCAGCGAAGCACUCCUCUCGUCGUCGUUAGUGCCACCUCUCCCCUCUCUUCUCGAGCUCGCACUUUCUCUACGGCUCGUCCGAACGUCGCCUCCUCCGCUUCACCCCUUCGGAUCGCCUCCGCUUUCCCGUCAAGCCGCAUCGGAACGAUUCGUCCUCUCGUAACCGACGCAAUGGCCUCGCUCGCAACCACGCCAGGCGGCGCCAAGCUCAUCGAUGGUACCGCCCUCGCAAAGCAGGUGCGUGCCCGCGUCGCUGAGCGCAUCGCGGAGCUCAAGCAGCAGUACACCUCCUUCCAGCCUCACCUCUGCAUCAUGCAGGUCGGCUCCAUGAGCGCCUCCUCCACCUACAUCAGAAUGAAGAAGCUCGCCGCCGAGGAGUGCGGUAUGCGAUACACCCACGUCCAGCUUCCCGAAGGCGCCAGCGAGGCAGAGAUCAUCAAGCGUGUCGGCGAGCUCAACGAAGACAUCAGCGUCGACGGCAUCCUCGUUCAGCUUCCUCUUGGCGACCACAUCAACUCGGAUGCGGAGCGACGCGUCACCGAAGCCAUCAGCCCGGAGAAGGACGUAGACGGCUUCCACGCUCUCAACAUUGGUCAUCUUUCGUCCAAGGCUUGUAACCCGCUCUUCUUCCCUUGCACCCCCGCUGGCUGCAUCAAGCUCCUCGAAAACGCCGGCAUCACCAACAUGGCCGGUCUCCGUGCGGUUGUGAUCGGACGAAGCGACAUUGUCGGAAACCCUGUCGCUUCGCUCCUUCGCAGCAGGGACUGCACCGUCACCCAGGUUCACAGCAAGACCGCCGAUCUUCAGUCUCACCUUGCUCAGGCCGACAUCGUCAUCGCUGCUAUGGGCAAGGCCCACUUUAUCAAGGGCGAUUGGAUCAAGAAGGGCGCCGUCGUCAUUGACGUUGGCACCAACUUUGUCGACGAUGCAACCAAAAAGUCGGGCUACCGUCUCGUCGGCGAUGUUGACUUCGAGGCCGCUUCCAAGGUCGCUUCUGCCAUCACUCCUGUUCCUGGUGGAGUCGGUCCCAUGACCGUUGCUAUGCUCAUGGAGAACGUCCUGAUCAGCGCUGAGCGCAGCCUCGCCGACGGCCGUGCCCUCGGCAUUGGUCGUGGCGUCGUUCGUCCCAACCCCAUCACGCCCCUCGCCAAGGUGCCCUCUGACAUCGAGGUCGCCCGUUCGCAGACUCCCAAGCCCAUCACUCAGAUCGCCCGUGAGAUUGGUCUCAUCUCAUCCGAGCUCGAGCCUUACGGAUCCGUCAAGGCCAAAGUCGACCUCUCCGUCCUCAAGCGUCUGGCACACCGCACCAACGGCAAGUACAUCGUCGUCGCCGGUAUCACUCCCACUCCUCUCGGCGAGGGCAAGUCGACCACCACCAUCGGUCUCGCUCAGGCUCUCGGUGCUCAUCUCGGCAAGUCGGCGUUCGCCUGCGUUCGUCAACCCUCCCAGGGCCCUACUUUCGGUAUCAAGGGUGGUGCUGCCGGUGGAGGCUACUCGCAGGUCAUCCCUAUGGAGGAGUUCAACCUCCACUUGACCGGCGACAACCACGCCGUUCAAGCCGCCAACAACCUUCUCGCCGCUGCCAUCGACACCCGAAUGUUCCACGAAGCCACCCAGAAGGACGCUGCACUCUUCGACCGUCUCUGCCCCAAGAAGAAGGGCGUUCGCACCUUCGCACCCAUCAUGUUCCGCAGGCUCAAGAAGCUGGGUAUCGACAAGACCAACCCUGACGACCUGACCGACGAGGAGAAGUCGCGCUUCGCACGUCUCGAUCUCGACCCUGAGUUGGUCACCUGGAGACGUGUGACGGAUACGAACGACAGGUACCUACGUGACAUUACGGUGGGUCAGGCCGCUACGGAGAAGGGUAUCACGAGGAGAACUGGUUAUGAUAUCGCGGUGGCGUCGGAGUGCAUGGCUGUGCUUGCGCUCAGUCGUGACCUGAAGGACAUGCGUGAGAGGUUGGGAAGGAUGGUUGUGGGUACCAGCCGUGCAGGUGAUCCCGUCACCGCGGACGACAUCGGUGUCGGUGGAGCGCUCGCGAUCCUCAUGAAGGAUGCGAUCAAGCCCAACUUGAUGCAGACGCUCGAGGGAACUCCGGUGUUUGUUCACGCCGGACCUUUCGCCAACAUCGCGCACGGAAACUCGUCCAUCCUUGCCGAUGCUAUCGCGCUCAAGCUGGCCGGUGUCGAAGAUGGAGAGCCUGCCGAGAGAACCGGUUACGUGAUCACCGAAGCCGGGUUCGGUGCGGAUAUCGGUAUGGAGAAAUUCUGCAACAUCAAGUGUCGUGAAUCGGGUCUUGUACCCGAUGCGGCGGUCAUCGUGGCCACCGUUCGUGCGCUCAAGACGCACGGUGGUGGACCGGAGGUCACACCUGGCAAGCCUCUGUCCGAGGUGUACCUGGAGGAGAACCUCGAGAUCUUGGAGAAAGGUUGUGUCAACCUCGCCAAGCACAUCGCCAACGCCAAGAAGUUCGGUCUCAAGGUCAUUGUCGCCAUCAACCAGUUCACCACCGACACCCCCGCCGAGCUCGAACUCGUGCGCAAAAAGGCGCUCGAAGCAGGAGCCGACGACGCGGUCCCCGCCAACCACUGGGCGCUCGGUGGCGAAGGUGCCGUCGAACUGGCCAAAUCCGUCAUCGCCCAACUCGAAGGCACCUCGAGCCAGUUCAACUUCCUCUACGAACCCACCCUGCCCAUCACGCAGAAGAUCGAAUCCAUCGCUCGCGAGAUGUACGGCGCCGACGGAAUCGAGCUCUCCGAAGCCGCCGAAAAACAAAUCCAGGCUAUCGAAAAGAACGGUUUCGGCAACCUUAGCAUCUGCAUGGCCAAGACGCAUCUCUCGCUCUCCGCCGACCCGACCAAGAAGGGCGCACCCACGGGUUUCACCAUCCCCGUCAGAGAGGUGUACGCGAGCGUAGGCGCGGGGCUGUUGGUCGUCAUGUGCGGCGCUAUGAGCAAAAUGCCCGGUCUCAACACCAGACCCGGUUACUACGACAUGGACCUUACCGAGGACGGUGAGGUCAUCGGUCUCUCCUAG
This is a messenger RNA of Pseudozyma hubeiensis SY62, 3087 nucleotides long. RefSeq lists its product as hypothetical. The transcript has a single exon. The record is from RefSeq and is a predicted model, not a curated record. Gene Ontology annotation, cellular component: cytosol. NCBI's taxonomy places the organism in Eukaryota, Fungi, Basidiomycota, Ustilaginomycetes, Ustilaginales, Ustilaginaceae. The coding region runs from base 1 to 3087 and encodes 1028 amino acids. Gene Ontology annotation, molecular function: methylenetetrahydrofolate dehydrogenase (NADP+) activity; formate-tetrahydrofolate ligase activity; methenyltetrahydrofolate cyclohydrolase activity. Gene Ontology annotation, biological process: tetrahydrofolate interconversion.